Molecule: messenger RNA, 2123 nt
Organism: Sycon ciliatum
Lineage: Eukaryota; Metazoa; Porifera; Calcarea; Leucosolenida; Sycettidae
Product: protein Hikeshi-like
Exons: 3
Coding region: 492-1121 (209 amino acids)
Biological process (GO): protein import into nucleus
Cellular component (GO): cytosol; nucleus
Molecular function (GO): nuclear import signal receptor activity; Hsp70 protein binding
Source: RefSeq, a predicted model, not a curated record
ACUAACUUCUUCAUCCUUCUUGUCAGAAUCUUGAUCUACUCACAGCAGACUGUGGCAGUCUCCAUUGCGGAUUGUUUGGCGUGGUCAAGCUACAAAACUUCAGGCUGCUUGCCGUACUGCAUCAUUCUAAUCUUGGCCGCCAGCAGUUCACCUCGUAGUAUUUGUAGGAGCAGAGCAGCAGCUCGUGUGUCUGUUGGAAAAGUGUGAAUUUGAUUACAGUUUUUUGGAACGACAGAAGUGCUCACACCUGCCCACGCCUCUCGUUGUCUGAAACUGUGAACGCUCGGCUGUGCUCGUGAUGGAAUUCUCUAGUGAACGCGCUACGAGUAGACCUACGAUGCUGUAGUCUGGACAGCACAUGGUCAGGUGUAUUCCUCCAAUAUCAGAGCUCGUGUCCGAUAGAGAGAUUGCAGCCCCAGGAAUUUGAGUACAGUCUGGUACAGUAUUUCCUUUGAGACUGAAUAUCGAUUUCCGCCAACGCCUUAUUCACGAUGUUUGGCCUCAUUGUUCCUGGACGAUUGGUGCAAGGCGGCCCGCAGCAGGUGUCCGACGACCAGUUCCUGUUUGCGCUGGAGCAGCCGGACGGUGUUCGUCACAUUGUGAUCUUCAUGACCGGCGAGGUGCCGUUCGGCGACGGCUUCGGUGGCUCCAUCUACCUGGGCUGGCCGGAGAGCUGCGGGGACGGCGGUGGUGGCCGCGGUGUGGCCUGGCAGUACCUCGGGCAUAUUGCCAAUGACAAGCCCAGCGCCAUAUUCAAGGUAACCCCCGUCAAGCCGUCCGAGGGGAUCAGCAACCCGUUUGGCGCCGCUUUCCCAACGCCGGCCACCGCCGCCGCCCUGGCAACGCCCGUCGUGCAGGUGGGCAUCGUUGUGACGCCGCUACUGCAGAUCCAGCAGGAGACACCGCUGCCCGGUGCCCAGGUGAGCACGGCCGACACCAUGACGGUGUUCCCGCGGAAGUGUGUCGAGAGCUGCUACAACUACAUGACGUCGUUUGCGCUUACGCAGGCCGAAAUGACGCCGCAGCCCGGCGAGAGCUUUGUGCCCGCGUCCGCGCUGCAGAAGUGGUUCGAGAACUUCAUGCGCAAGCUGCAGCUCAACCCCAACUUCUGGAAGGAGUGAUGAUGAUGUCGAGACUUAUCGCGUGAAAAUGAUGAUGAUGUUGUGAGUUCCCUCAUGAAAAUGAUGAUGACGUCAUGACUUCCCUCAUGAAAAUGAUGAUGACGUCAUGACUUCCCUCGUGAACAUGAUGAUGACGUCAUGACUUCCCUAGUGAAAAUGAUGAUGAUGUCGUGACUUCCCUCGUGAAAAUGAUGACGAUGACGACGGUAAUGUUCAUGCUUCGGCCUUGAGCUCAUUGUGUUGCGAUCUCUGCACAUGUUGAACUUGUGACGGAGUUCACUGACCACUGUCAUCUUCUACUGGAGAUCAUAGCGCAGCAUUACGUACACUCUACUCCACUGUCACUGUGCUCUGCUCCUGGAAGGCUGUUGUUGGACACCGCUCAGUGGUACACACCGUGCGAGUGGUGCGGUGUGCGUUGCUUGCCGGCCAAGGCGGCAGCAUCUGUGUCUGCUCCGCAAGUAGUCUGUGUAGAGCCGGUUCUGUGGUAGGCGCAUGUCACUGCUCCCAAAAAUGGGGUAUCAUUGAUAGUACCCCAUUUGGGGUGGGGCAUGUCCCUGCCCAAAAAGAGGUCUUAUUGAUAGUACCCCUUUGGGGGGGGGGGGGCGGGGCGUGUACCCACCACAUAACCGGCUUGACACAUACUACUUCCGCACCCACGGUAGAAUGGCGGGCGUUGCUCAGCGACCGUCUGCAGUCCACCGUGCGACGGCUGAGGCAGGCACAACUCCAUCAAGGCUUGCGUCGGCGUAGCUAGCUAUGCUGUGUAUGGCAAGCGCCGCUGCCACAGACCAGAUGUUUGCGACACCAGGUAACUCGACGACUUUGCUUCCUCCUGGUGGGUGCCCUGAGUUUUGCUCCAUUUUUAGAACUCUCUUAGUUGUUUCCCGCCAUCACACAGAGGUUGUGUGCCUUUUUUAAUCCUAUUCAUGCCAGAUCUUGUUUUUCGAACUGACAGAUUCGGCUCAUCGCUAGAAUUGUUUUUAAAGAAACUUGAAUUGA